UGAACAGGCGAUUAAGUCACUGUCAUGCGACGAGUUCGGUUUUGGGAGGAAACCGUUACGUUUACACGUUCCAUCGCUGAGCCGGACUCACUUUUACCGUCGUUCGAUAUGUGUGAUUACGAUCGCCUGUGUAGCAGGGUAGGGUGGUGUUGCGGAAUAAAGGCGAUAGGCCCUUUUGAUCGAGCAAAUUAUAUCGACGUGAAAAGAUAUCGACGCAAUGCGUCAUAUCCAGUUAUGGUGACAGGUCAUAUAAGAUAAAGAAGAAGAAAGUUAGAAACUAGUUAAGCCGUCUGUUCUGAUUUAAUCUAAAGGUUAAUUGUAUUUCCAAUUCAAAGCAGUUCUUUGAUUUAAAGAUUAUUCUACGUAAUUAACUGUAGACGAUUACAGUUCAAGGUUGUUUAUUUUAUUCGAUGAAUUGAUUAAUAAUACUAACUGAAUUUAUGUAUUUCUAUUAAAUAACCUAAAAUCACAGACAGUUAUCACAGCUAAUUGGAAAAGCCUAAAGAAAAUGUAUACUUAAAUCUAAAUAGUACGGAUACGUAAGUACGUUUAUUAAAUGAAAAGGAUGUUUGCUAACGGAAUAAUUCUAUGAGCAGUAUAUAGAUAUUCAUUGUAUAAACACGUGGUUCUCUUUGGAUUUAUUUGAUGGUUAGGAAACUAAUUUGUAAGUUGAUUUCAUUUCAUUAUUAAUUAGAUACAAUAAAAGUAUAUUUGCAGUCGAGUUGCGGAAAACCGAACUACGGAAAAGUUUACAACAUUCUCGAAAAUUAUAAUCUGAAGAGAUCCCUUUCGUUAUGAGUACGUCCGGAGACCAUCCUACAGGCAGCUGCAAGGUCUGCAACCGACCGGAUCAUGCCGAAGAUAUGGUCGCUUGUGAUUGUUGUGAAAAGUGGUUUCACUUCACGUGUGCAGGAGUACAGGCUUCCAUCUGCAACAAACCAUGGCGUUGUGGUUAUUGUUCAAGUCGAGAUGACGACCGUAAUUCAACAGUGUCAAUCUGCUCGACUACCUCAAGUGCUCGUUUACGAUUGAGGCAGCUCAAAGAAGCGAAAACACUCGAUGAUCGUCUGUUAUUACAACAAGCGGAAAGGGAACGAGCUUAUUUAGCUGAGAAGCACCAACUGGAAGCCGAGAUUCAUACAGAAAUGCGACUAAGAACCAGUACAUCAAGCCGAAUCAGCUGUAAAAGUAGUCACAGUCACAGAACUGAAAUAAAAACCUGGAUUGAUCAGUCUGGAAGCACAAUGGCAGUAAAUCCAAACGCGGAUGCAAAAGCAUCGACACCCGUUAUUUCUAUAGGGAAUAUAGUACAAGCAGAUAAAAACAAAAGUGUAAUAACGCCAGUCCAGUCGAUAUCCACAGGUAUUCGUUGUAGUGUAGUUCCGUCCACGUCAACCAAGAAAGCCGUGGUUGAAUUCAAUAGAAUGUCAACAAAAACGCACGUUCCACCGAUUCCCAUUUCUGGUUCAGCAUACACAUCGCAGCAUAAUGCCGUCCGUCUAGAUCAACAGAAACAACAUCCAUCAGGUCCGUCUAAGCAGCACAUCCCACCGACGAGUCAGUCAGGUCCACGAGAAGGCUCGCAGUUAGGCGCGGAACCUAUAAUGGAAAGUCAAGUUCCUGUUCGGACUGAUUCCGGUGAGCGGAAUCAAUUGGAUAUAUUAUGUAAACAGCGAACAGUACAACAGCAAUUUGGAAAUCGAAACAGCAGUUAUUUUACGCAACCUAGAGGAAACCAAUCGGGAACAUCGUUUAUGCCGUCAUUACCACCAGAAGGCAUGCAAUUAGGCGCGGAACCUAUAAUGGAAAGUCAAGUUCCUGUUCAGAAUGAUUCCGGCGAACGAAGUCAAUUCGAUGCAUUUGGUAAACAGCAAACAGUGACGCCACAACUAUUUGACUUGCGACGAGGAAAUAUUAUUUCGCAUCCUAAAGGAAACCAAGCGGGAGCAUCGUUUGUACCGCCAUUCUAUUCUACACAUUGGCCCGUGAAUGAAAACUUGAGUUUUGGUAACAGUCAACAGCAAACUCCUUUCAUGGCUUCAAUUCCCGUGCACCCAUAUACACCGUCGAACUAUUUGAGAUGGUUCGCAAGUGGAGCACCGAAUAUGGAAGAAUCAAAUGCAUCACGUCCUCGGACAAGUGCGACAGCAAGCGCUGAACCGCUUCAGAGCGAACAAGGACGCCCUGAUAGGCAAUCAAAUAUGGGACAAUCAUCUAAUAAUCACUGUACAUCGGCGACUGAAGGAGUUCUGAAUGCACAGCAAUGGGCAGCACGUCAAGUAGUGUCGCGUGACUUACCAAAGUUCUCGGGUGACCCGCUUGAGUGGCCACUGUUUAUUAAUGCGUUUGAGUCUACUACAAUGAUGUGUGGAAUUCAGCAAGACGAGAAUCUAGCUAGAUUACAAAAAUCCUUAGUGGGAAGUGCAAGAGAAAAGGUUCAGAGCAUUUUAACUCUACCAGCAGCGAUCCCCGAAAUAAUUCAAACAUUGCGAGAUGAAUGCGGGCGGCCUGAACAAUUGGUUCAUUGCCUCCUAGUAAAGAUUCGUCAUGCUCCUCCUCCAAAUAUCAACAAACUUGAUACACUUAUAAAUUUCGGAAGGGAGGUAAAAAACCUGGUGAUUUACAUCGAAGGUGCCAAACUACACGACCAUUUGGCAAACCCCAUGUUACUAUCGGAAUUAGUAGGAAAACUACCACCAAAUUUACGGUUGGAAUGGGGGCUACAUACCCAGAAAAUACCGGAAGUAUCGCUGAAGGCAUUUAGUGAAUACGUUACGGCUAUCAGAACUGCUGCUUGUAAGGUCUUGCUGCCAGACUGCAGUCAUGACGAAGGUCGUCGGAGCAAGAAGGAAAAAGGUGGUUUCGUGAGCGCACAUUCUUUCGGACAGAAUGAUGAAAUUGAGAUACAUUCGAGAAAAGAACACCAAACUAAAACUAAAAACGCCACCUCGAAAUCAUGUGCAGCGUGUAAUGAGAAUGAUCACAAACUGCGGAACUGCGAUAAAUUUAAGAAUUUAAGCCUAGAUCAAAGAAGAAAACUGGUGGAACGUUUGAAGCUUUGUCAACAUUGUUUGGGAAGUCACGGUAAGUGGCCGUGUAGAUCCAAACAGUUGUGUGAAAUCGAUGGUUGUAAAGAGUAUCAUAAUAGUCUGUUACAUACAAAGCCAAUUCGCUCAGUUCAACGAACAGUUUCCACUGGUGUUAUUUCCGCUCACUGCUCUAAUCAGGAAAGUAUUCUCUUUAAAGUAAUUCCUGUCAUUCUGUCACAUAAAGGAAAGUCUAUUUCAACCUUCGCAUUUUUGGACGACGGAUCUAAUCUUACGUUGAUGGAAGAAGAAAUCGCUGAAGAGCUGGAGUUGAAUGGAAAUGUCACUCCACUAUGCAUCCAGUGGACAGGAAGUGUGACAAGAAAGGAGUCGACCUCACGUGAGGUUCAAGUGAGCAUUUCGGGCACUCGUUCUCAGCAAUACACUAUUUCAGGUGUUCGCACGGCUCCUCGCCUUGACCUUCCUCAUCAAAGUUUGGAUUACGAUUAUCUAGCCAACAGAUUUGCUCACCUGAAGAGGCUUCCAGUUAGUAGUUAUUCGAAUGCAAUACCUCGGAUUCUUAUUGGUUUGGAUAAUGCGAAACUGAUCAUGACUUGAGACAAACGUGAAAGGCAUUAUCGUGAACCUGUUGCAGCUAAAACACGCCUUGGUUGGACGAUUUUUGGUGGCGAACAAAAAGAAACACAGCAAACCCAUCA
Messenger RNA from Malaya genurostris, 3745 nucleotides. RefSeq lists its product as uncharacterized. The transcript is spliced from 2 exons. The record is from RefSeq and is a predicted model, not a curated record. NCBI's taxonomy places the organism in Eukaryota, Metazoa, Arthropoda, Insecta, Diptera, Culicidae. Bases 795 to 3644 code for a protein of 949 amino acids.